This is a messenger RNA of Panicum hallii, 1078 nucleotides long. RefSeq lists its product as uncharacterized. The record is from RefSeq and is a predicted model, not a curated record. Bases 102 to 908 code for a protein of 268 amino acids. Lineage: Eukaryota; Viridiplantae; Streptophyta; Magnoliopsida; Poales; Poaceae. The transcript has 5 exons.
CUUCUUGAUCUUGAUCUGUCAGUGAUUCUUUAUUUUUGAUUUUGGCAGUUCGCAGGAGAAAUUUGGCUGGAGGAACGAAGGCAGCGUACACGCCUCAGAAGAUGGAUAAGAAGCAGCAACUUUUCAUUUACACAGCUGCAGCGCAUAUGUUACUUUCAAUGAUGGCCAUGAUUAUUCAAUCUAGAAAAAGAAAACGCUGUGAACCUGUAGAACCAAUUACCUAUGCUCCAAUCGAGGAGAGGGAUAGAAUGAGAAUUGAGUAUCUGAAUAAUAAGAUAUGGAAGAAUGAUGUAACUUGUGUCAAUAUGCUUAGACUUAAUAGAGCAUCUUUUUUCCGAUUUUGUAAGCUUUUUAGGGACCGGGGCCUUUUGCAAGACACCAUACAUUUGUGUGUUGAGCAGCAGGUUGCAAUGUUUUUAAACACAGUAGGUCACAAUGUUAGAAAUAGGUUAGUUGGCACCAAUUUUGAUAGGUCCGGUGAAACUGUUAGUUGGUAUUUCAACAAAGUAAUUCACGCUAUUGGAGAGCUACGAAAGGACUUCAUUACACCACCAUCGACAUCAACUCCAGCUAAAAUUGCAGGAAUCCCAAGAUGGGAUCCUUACUUUAAGGAUUGUAUUGGAGCAAUAGAUGGCACACACGUGCGAGCCUCUGUUCCUAAACACAAGGAGGCUUCCUUUCGUGGUUGGGAGGGGACAGCCCAUGACGCUCUAGUCUUACGGGAUGCUUUAGAGAGGGAAAAUGGUCUUCGUGUUCCUGAAGGCAAGUUCUACCUAGUUGAUGCCGGAUAUGGAGCCAAACCUGGAUUUCUGCCCCCUUUUCGUGGUGUUCGGUACCACUUGAAUGAGUUAAAUAAAUGGGGUGGGGUGGGAGCAUGUGAGACUGUGACAUGGAAUCUAACAUCCUAAUAAAAGGUAACUAAGAAAAUGACAUGGAAAGAGUGCUCAGUAGUGAAAAGAAAUGCAGCCACUACACAUUUAGCUGCAAUUAACAAUAAGUCUAAGAAGUACCAAAAAAGGAGGCCGUAAAGUUUCCCGAGACGAACUUGGAAUUCGUAUCAAAUGGACCAGAAUCACUA